Molecule: messenger RNA, 1544 nt
Organism: Aptenodytes forsteri (emperor penguin)
Lineage: Eukaryota; Metazoa; Chordata; Aves; Sphenisciformes; Spheniscidae
Gene: PRR5L
Product: proline rich 5 like
Exons: 11
Coding region: 176-1279 (367 amino acids)
Biological process (GO): TORC2 signaling
Cellular component (GO): TORC2 complex
Source: RefSeq, a predicted model, not a curated record
GGCUGUCUGAUGUCAGCUGAGACUCUGAUAAGACUUCCAAUGUUCACUUUCAAAGUUCAGCUGGAACACAGGCUGAGUCCUUGGGUUUGGAGACUCGUUGACAUCACUGAGAUUGACGCUUGGACCUUCAAGAGAAGAGACUUUCUGACAGCCCUGCUCCACUCCACCUGACCCUAUGACUGGAGGGUUCACUGUAGCUCCAUCCUUUGCUCUCCAGUUCCACAAGAUGGGUUCGUUCAGAAGGCCCCGACCUCGCUUCAUGAGCUCUCCAGUCCUCAGUGACCUGCCGCGGUUCCAGGCAACCCGGCAGGCUCUGCAGCUCAGCUCCAACUCUGCUUGGAACAGUGUUCAAACAGCAGUGAUAAAUGUGUUCAAAGGGGGAGGCUUGCAGAACAAUGAACUUUACACCCUCAAUGAAAAUAUCAGACGGCUGCUGAAGAGUGAACUUGGAUCCUUCAUCACAGAUUACUUUCAGAACCAGCUCCUUGCGAAAGGCUUGCUGUUUAUAGAGGAGAAGGUUAAGCUGUGUGAAGGUGAGGAUCGCAUUGAUGUCCUGUCUGAAAUCUGGGAUCACUAUUUUACAGAGACUCUUCCUACGCUCCAGGCAAUAUUCUACCCAGUCCAGGGUCAGGAGUUGACUAUCCGUCAGAUUGCUCUUCUUGGCUUCAGAGACUUGGUCUUGCUAAAAGUAAAGUUGGAAGAAAUUCUUCCUCUGGUCCAGACAAAGCUCCCAGCUUCCAUUGUCCAGAUGCUGUUAAUUCUGCAGAGUGUCCAUGAGCCUACUGGCCCCAGUGAGGGCUACGUACAGCUGGAAGAACUGGUCAAGCAGGUGGUAUCGCCGUACUUGGGUUUGUGUGAGGAUCACAGCUUCUCUGGUAGCACCUGCUUGCUUGAGAGACGGUACUCCAGAUCCCGUCCUAAGACUGGUGUACUGAAUUAUUCAUCUCACGUGGUGACGAGCCGGCAGCCCAGCGAGAUGGCCCUGACCCCACUGACAGAGCAGGAGGGUGAGGCUUACCUGGAAAAAUGUGGUAGCAUCCGUCGCCACACUGUUGCCAAUGCUCACUCAGAUAUUCAGCUCCUGGCAAUGGCCUCCAUGAUGCACACAGGAAUGGUGAUUGAGGAGUCAGACAGUACCGACAAAUGCCUUCUCCUGCAGCCCAGUUUUAGCCACAGGCAGUGCUCCAGUGAGCCCAAUAUUGCCGAUGGGCCAGAGGGAGUCAUGGCAGAAGGACUUGACAAGCCAAACUCAUGGACUUCACAUGACACCUUUGCCUGACACCCUGCUGCUGUGUGAGCAGUCAGUGAGAGGAGUAUCUGCUGCUGAAGACAGAAGGGAAAACCAACAGAUAACCAACACUGGUCUGUAGCAGAGGAGUCAGGACUCUGCAGAAAACAAUCAUCUUCUCUGCAGAUCAGGUGAGAUAAGGCAAGAGGAAAUGAAAAAAGAGAGAACAGGAGAAACAAGGACAGUUCCAUCUGUGGGUGGUUUUUUUUGUUUUUGUUUGUGAACUGGAAAAGACUGCAGAAGUAGCACAAACUCU